UCCACAGCGCUCCUCUUUGUAUUUGGACUUAGAGCAACCAGUAGCAGAGUGUUUUGAAACGGAGAGACUAUGGGGGAAUCGAUCGAAAAGCUGUGGGAAGAAGUACGAGAGCUCAGCCUAGGAACUCAGGUGGAGCGCCUCCCCUCGCCGCCGACCCCGCUGGAAUUCCUCCGCCACUUCGUCUCCCAAAACAAGCCCUGCCUCAUCUCCAACUCCACCCACCACCACCACUCUCCCUCCCUCUCCCUCUCCCUCUGGUCCUCCGACCUCCACCUCCUCCGCUCCCUCUCCUCCUCCACCGUCUCCCUCCACCUCACCCCCUCCGGCCGCGCCGACUCCCUCGCCCCUCACCCCUCCCUCCCCUCCGACUCCCUCUGCUUCGCCUCGGCCCACGUCGAACCCACCCCCUUCCCCCUCGCCCUACGAUCCAUCUACUCCUCCGACAUCGACUCGAAGCUCGUUGCGUACGCGCAGCAGCAGAACGACUGCUUUCGGACGGAGUACGCUGGGCUUGCGGGAGACUGUGAGGCCCAUAUCGAUUGGGCCAGUGAAGCCCUGGGGUGUUUUCCUGAGGCUGUGAAUUUGUGGAUUGGGAAUGAGUUGUCGGUGACCUCGUUCCAUAAGGAUCACUACGAGAAUCUGUACGCUGUUGUUACGGGGGAGAAGCAUUUCCUCCUCCUUCCGCCCACCGACGUCCACCGGAUGUACAUCCGGGACUACCCUGCUGCUCACUACCACUACUCAAAGGACAGUGGAGGGUUCAAAUUGGAGCUUGAGGAUCCAGUGAGAUAUGUGCCUUGGUGCAGUGUGGAUCCUUACCCGUCUCCAGAGAAUAUGAAGAUGGAAAAGUUGAAAUUUCCGUUGUACUUUGAUGGACCAAAGCCGUUUGAAGUCACAGUAAAGGCUGGGGAUAUUCUUUACUUGCCAAGUAUGUGGUUUCAUCAUGUUAGACAGACUCCAGACAGCAGAGGACGCACUAUUGCAAUUAACUACUGGUAUGAUAUGCAGUUCGAUAUAAAAUACGCUUACUUCAACUUCUUGCAAUCAAUUCCUCAUCCAUCAAUAUCGUUGCAUGAUCAGACACUGCAUGAAAUGCGAUGUGUUGAAUCAUCUUCAGAUAAAUCUAUUUGCGUUUCAGCGGAUGAACCGGAUACCAAUGUCAAAGAGAGGGUGAAUGUGACUGAUAACAAUGGUGACAGUGAUGAUGCUGUAUCAAAACUGGUUCAUUCUUUGAGAAGCUCUUGCUGAGAACAUGCAAAAGCAGGAACAGUUAUAAUCUUUGCAAUGAAUAUUGAACAAGGUUGCGAGAGGUCAGCCUUGUGAUUGAGUGAUGAUGGUGAUCAGCUGUGAACAGCUCUUUGAGAAGCUUUGCUUUGUAAAUUUCUCAGCAGGUCGAGUCGUGGGAAAUAGAAGAUCCAAAUGGGUUAAAACAAGCGCCACGAGCAUGGUCUUGUUUCAAUAAGACAAAAGAUCAAGCUAGUUACCUGACCUGGCUGGGGCUUGGUUUUAUUGGUGUUAUAAAAAAAGGUUCAUUUUGCAGGGUCCUUGUUUUUGUGGCAUAUCUACUGGAUUGAAAACAUUAGUGUCUGGCUUCAGAUGAAAUGAUUUGUGUUACUUGUUGAGCCCCUUACCCAAGCUCCACAAGAGUUGUCUUGAUAAGAAAAUGGGAUUUCUAAUUUCUCUUCAUAAGUAUCAUGGCUAUUAUAGUGCAUGGACUUGUAUGAUGUACUAAUAGGUGUCUAUUUGAGGAUUGGAAGAUCCAAGCCUAUUCUGCCAAUCAAUUGGCAGCUCAUUCUAAGAUUUUUUUAGGUCGGUGGUUAGGUUUUUCAUUUGGCAGUUGCUACCGUCACAAAGUAAGGUACAGCGUCUCUUCCUCUGUUAUUGCUUUUGCGAAAAAGGAGAAUGCCUCUCUCUCUCUCUC
Rhododendron vialii is the source of this 1921-nucleotide messenger RNA. Its product is annotated as lysine-specific demethylase JMJ32. NCBI's taxonomy places the organism in Eukaryota, Viridiplantae, Streptophyta, Magnoliopsida, Ericales, Ericaceae. The record is from RefSeq and is a predicted model, not a curated record. The transcript has 4 exons. Gene Ontology annotation, molecular function: 2-oxoglutarate-dependent dioxygenase activity. Bases 70 to 1248 code for a protein of 392 amino acids.